Macrobrachium nipponense is the source of this 4095-nucleotide messenger RNA. RefSeq lists its product as uncharacterized. Bases 458 to 3370 code for a protein of 970 amino acids. NCBI's taxonomy places the organism in Eukaryota, Metazoa, Arthropoda, Malacostraca, Decapoda, Palaemonidae. The record is from RefSeq and is a predicted model, not a curated record. The transcript has 6 exons.
UGGCUCCUCUCAAGCUAGUGCAUAGCAUAGUGCUUACACAUUAGUCUGCUUUUGCUAGUGAGCGCUUGCGGGAUACGGGAUAUUUAUAAGCUGCUCAAGUUGGAAAUGAUCGUUAUACAUCGCACGAAUCAGUCUGUGGUUUCUGACACAGGCUCGGCUUAAUGGAGUGAAAAAGAAAGAAAGAAAAAUAUACCGCAAAUAAGAGAGAAAGGUCCAGGCUUUGUGCUGGGACGAACAAGAUUUCCCCCAGAGGGUUCAAAAAUAAAACUGAUAUCUUAUCAGUGAACAAUUUCCGUUGAUAUAUCUCUCAAAAGGAGACACUUUCAAGAUGCAGUGAAUCUGAAUAAAUAUACAGUGCACACUUAACCAUACAUAUACAAAAACGAAAUAUGUGAAUGUAUACAAACUUCUAUGAAAUAUUCAGCGAAUACACCAACUAAAGAUAUCCUUUGGCAGGAUGGAUCCUACACCAGUCAUAGACGAUUCCUUCAAGCGUUCCUGCCUCCUGGUGAAUAUGCUCAACGAGGUCAUUUGUCCUGCCAUGAGGCAGAUUCUCAGCUGGGUUACCCUGGACUGGGACCAGACUCAACACGACUUCAUAAGUUACUUGACAAAUGUAAAGAGAGCCGAGGAGAAGAAGAUCAAUAAGCUCAAGAAAAAGCUCACCCCACACCAAACCGAUGCCAUUCAGAAGUAUAGGAAAAUUGAGGAGUGGGACAUCACUUUAAUCAGUCUCCUCCUGAAAUAUUGUGAAGGGUUGGCCGAAGAUGAUCACCAGGAUUGGUCAUCAAGCAGUGGGAAAGAGCCGGAAUGCCUUAUCACAGCUCUGAAGAAUAUAAGAAACACACUGGCUCACGAACAGACCCAACUUUUGAAGGAAGAUUUCAUUCUCAAAGCGAACGAAAUUCGUAAACUCGUUGAAAAGGUCCUUGAGAGUGUGGGUCAAACGUGUAGUCACGUCAGCCAAGGGGAAAUUGAGACACGCAUAGAGGAAUUCACUGAGAAGCUCAAUGAAAUCAGAGACGCAACCUUUUCUCCAGCGACCGUUGCCGAGUUCGAGAAAGAAUCGCUGUUUCACGAACUGAAGGAAUAUGUGAAAAAGGAAGGUAAGCCAGUGUUGGUAAGCCAUCUGAAGAGACUCACGACCUUCAACCCUCUGUUUCUGAUCUUAGAAGAGCCGAAGGGAACAGAAGUUGCGGUGAAGGAUAUAUUCACAGGGAUGCUCUUGGAGGAGGAUGAACAAAGAGUGAAAGUUUCACUGAAAGACAUCAUAGCCAUUGCAUCUAACACUGAUCCUAAAGGAUUUAUAUUGCUCAAGGGCUACGCAGGAGUGGGCAAAACCACAAUAGUAAAAAAGAUUACCUCUGACUGGGUUCAGGAGGCUGGGUACAUUAAAGGCCUCGAUUCUUUCGACCUGCUGUUAUACGCAGAGUUCAGAGAUCGAAUUGAGAGUUUUGUGGAGCUUUUGCAGCAUUUAUUAGGUGAUGUUCAUCAGUGUUUCAACAACAAAGACCUUGUCAAGGUAGCCCUAGGUCUGAAAAACUUGGUUGUCUUGGAUGGAUUCGAUGAGGUCAACUCCAGUUCAUUCAGUCUGUUCAAAGACAUUCUGCAACUGGCAAAAUGCCACAAGAACUUGACUGUUAUUAUCACGACCAGACCUGAAGCUGAGAAGCAAUUAAGUGAUCAACUGAAAUCCGACAAUGUAAAUGCUGUUCACAUUUGGCUGGUAGGUAUCGAAGCCUGCAAAAGGGCAGAAUUUGUGAGUAAAUACUUCCGUGGUCUAUCUCAGAAGUCUAAACCUUUGCAAGGGCUUCACGGACUGUUGGCAUACCUCAAGAAAACUGAGCACAUAAUGAGUGAGGUGUGGAAACUCCCCUAUAAUCUCUCCCUUGUUACAAUUCUUUGGAUGCUUGAGCCAGAAGUAGUGAAUGGAAUUACAACUGAGGCUGAGCUGUACUGGCAAAUUUUAGCCUUGUGCCGUUCAAAAUUAGAGGAGCGUUUGGGCAGGUACAAGGGCACGUGUGCCUUAAAAGAAAGUGAACGGCAAUCCAAGACUGAAAAGUUUCUUCAACAGCUAAGCUGGCAGUCCCUUUUGGGGUUAAAGAAUGACGACAUCUAUCUUCCUAAGUUAGCCUAUAACAACAUAGCCCAACUCUGUGAGCAUUUGGAAGUGCCAGUCGAAGAGCUGGCUGGUGCUUUUCUCAAAAAAGUGACUACUUCAAAAGACUUCCGAUACAGUUUCCCUCAUAAAGGAAACCAAGAGUUCAUGGGUGCUUACAACAUCUAUACAAAGGUGACAAAAUCAAAAAGAAGAGAAAAGAAGAUAGUUGGCAAAAUCUUCAACGAGCUCCACGAUGGUUCACCCCCUGAAUCUUAUGUCAAAUAUCAAAACUUGCUCAUACAGACCCUUAGUAUUUUCCAUGUUUGUGAAAAUGUGACAGUGGCACAGCCAAUCAAAAAGGAGGUACUGAAUCUCUUGCAGCAGUCAGGGUUAAGUGACAGGGACUCUUGGCUGAAAGUCAUGCACAACCUCAAGUGCGAUGACUUCACUGCGAAGUGGAUUGUCGAGAGAUAUAACAUAUUCCAGAGCAAAAUUGACAUUUCGGACUUCUCGUUUGAUGCCUACUGUGCACUCCUAAAAGCAUUGGAUACCCCUGUUGCAAACAGAGAUAAGAUCCCCUUCAUGAUAGAUCUAAAGGAGACUCCCUCUUCUCUAGAAGAACUUGCAAAAAAUAUAGAAAAACUAGAGUUCCAAGUCAACCAAACUAUCCUCAUGGAUCUUUUCAAAGGAGUUCCUUCCGAAAUAACUGAAUCGCAAGAAGGUGCCAUUCAAAUUCUCCUCUCAAACUGCAAGAGGUAUGUGGGCAUUUGGAGUUCAAAGUUCCAGGUGCCUCCGACUAUGAAAACCCUCUUCAUAAGGCUGCCCAACAAGGACGCCAUGAACACAUUACUGGCCUCUCUAGCAAUGACAGCAAAGCUGACAGAAUUAAGGAUCUGCAUCAGUGUCAACAUCGAAGUGCUUUGCCCAAUUCCAGAAGGUAUUCAAGGUGUCUCCUUGUACAUCAGUGAUAUCCAGAGCGAAGAGGAAGUUGAAAAGGUCCCAAAGAUCCUUUGUGGGCUCCGACCGCAGGAAAAAGACAGAUCUUUCCCCGCCCUCUCCUUUCCUCGGUGCUCCCUGGGUGAAAAGGGACAUCACAAACUCGUGGACUCCCUCGCCGGAUUCACUGUGAAAGUGUGGAUCCAGUUACCAGAAGACAUAAAACCAGAGGGUGACGUCAGUGAGGAAAUAUCUGCAAAAGCUCAGAAACUGACUCAGUGUGAACAUGGUAUCAUGUGGGUUUCAGAAACAGAAAUGUUCAAGCUUCAGUAAACCCUCCAAGACAAGAAGAGGUUCGAGGAGGAGAACUUCGAAGAGUGUCUACCUGCUACAAAUAUUUAACCUAGUGUAAUAUUUAUAAUUUUCAACUUUUAUGUAUUGCUACACGAUAUAAUUUUUCUAUGAAAUAGGAUUUAGUUUAUUUAUAUUUUCAGCACAAGUAUAUGGAUCUCCACCCAUUUUCAGCAAUUCUACAACAAAAUUACCCUUAUCUUUGUUCAUUGUUGUCAAAUAUGAAUCAGUCCUGGCACGUACAUAUUAUGAAAAAUGCGUGACUCUGCAAAAAAAAUAAAAAUCCUGAUGUAAUAUGUAACUAAAAUCCAGCAUUGUGAUUCACGAAGAUUUUGACAGGAAGCACCACCAGCCUUCAGUGUUCUUAUGUUAUUUGGAAAAUAAACUGAUGCCGACUUUAAACUGUAGAAUAAUUAUACAGCACCACCUCAGCUUAACAGAUGCUUUGUAUUUACACUUGACAUUCGGUGUAAGAAUUCCACAAGAAGAAAGAAGCAUUCGUAAUGUGGCAACUCAUUUGUACAGAACUCCACUCAAUUGAUGUUCAUUAGAGAUCCUCCCUUGAAGAAUCUGUUAAGAAAAUGUUUAGCAUCUAAUCCCCAGGAGAAAUCUAACUUCUCUUUUUUUAUUUUUAAAAUAUUGAAGUUUGUCAAAUUAUGAAGUUUUCCAAGCAACAAAGCUUUCAAAGUAACAAAGCUUUUCGUGUG